This is a messenger RNA of Somion occarium, 1185 nucleotides long. The record is from the annotation of a GenBank genome assembly. NCBI's taxonomy places the organism in Eukaryota, Fungi, Basidiomycota, Agaricomycetes, Polyporales, Cerrenaceae.
AGCCACGUUCAACGUAACAUCCUAUCUUCAACGAUAACGGCGAGCCGUAAACUCGACGAACUGGCACUAGCUCCUGCGGACUCUUCGUCUAGUAUAUAUUAUUUCCUAACAAUUCGACUACGUUAAAAAACGAGCCAGGCGAGAUGGUGGCUGCAAAUGCGAUCGCAACAAUAUCUCUCGUUGACGCCGUCUUUGAGCCUGUUCCAGGUGGCAAGUCAAUUGCAGACCUUGAACUCGAACGAGGCAUUGCCCCUUGCAAUAAACCCUACAUUCGGCCUGAACGUGUUAUUGACAAGAGGUACCUCGACUCCGAUGAAGAUGAGGAAGACUUCAAAAAUACCAUAGGCCCUGAGCCACCAGCCCGAGUGCCCUCCAACCUCCCACCGGCCGGUAACUUACAUGCAAGUUUACGAAUCGCUCGACGUAUUGCAUCUGGACGAUCUGGCAUUGUGUUUGAGGCCGAGCUUGAUGAGGACGCAUCCAGUCCCGAGUUGACAACCGCCACUUUACCACGCCUCGUUAUCAAGGUCUGUCACCCGCCGACCUACUAUAGAGUCGCCCGAGAGGCCUUCUACUACGAAGAGAUGGAGUCUUUGCAGGGGACAGUGAUACCUCGUUACUAUGGCCUCUUCCAAACAACGCUUGAGCCUGGAGUUAUGUUUCGAUAUUGGAAGAUAGAGAAAUUCUGGGGCGGCAACGGUGCCAAUGACUCCGACCAAGAGGAUCAUUCUGACUUUCCCCGUUGUUUAACCGUUCUCAUUUUGGAAUACGUUAGCGAAGAGUUUUUACCUGUCGGACGGAAAUUAAAUGACAAGGUGAUUAUGGAGAUUAAAGAGAUGUUUAGAGAACUAGCACGCCUUGGAGUCUGGCAACCAGACAUUCAGUACUCCAACAUAUUGCGAGUGCCCAACGCGGAGCUCGAGUUUGGUGCCUCUGGCAAGUACCGAUGGCGUCUCGUGGACUUCGACAGGGCACGCAAGUCAAACAUGAGUCUGCGAAGGUUUGAAAUCGCGAAUGAGGAUCGUUUGGAUCCAUUGUUCCGGUAGCUACCUCGUGAUGUCAUCAGAGAACCUCGUCGAGGUCGUAGGCAAAGGCAUUCUGAAUAAUGAGCCAUCGGCAUUUACAUACCAUUGUAUUAACAGCUAUAUUACGGAUGGUUGCGUCAAAGAUCUUUCCUGGAUUUCU